Pecten maximus is the source of this 12471-nucleotide messenger RNA. Its product is annotated as helicase with zinc finger domain 2-like. Gene Ontology annotation, molecular function: 5'-3' DNA helicase activity; RNA nuclease activity; RNA binding. The record is from RefSeq and is a predicted model, not a curated record. NCBI's taxonomy places the organism in Eukaryota, Metazoa, Mollusca, Bivalvia, Pectinida, Pectinidae.
CCAUAUAAACAUAGCGCUGACAUAACCCACAGUAAAUAGACGGAUGUCAAACCUAUGGGUUCAGAAAUGGAGAAAUCAGCCAGCACAUCUCUCGGUUGACAAUUCAACAGAACCUGCCAAGUAGUUUUAAUACUUUAGAUGAUGAAAAGUUACACACGAUUCACUAAGGAUGGGGACUAUUGGUGACACACUAUUUAAACCGUUUGGUGUGGAAGAAACACCAAACAUUCCACAAACAGAACCUGACUCAGCUAGAGAAGAUCACAGUGACAGUAACUCUCAAGCUUCUGAUUCCUCAAAUCAAUCCAAUCAGAAUAGUAAACCUGGUAACAAGUCGGACAAUGUCGAAACGGGAUGUGAAGUCAUCUACCAACGUGACAUGUUUAAAGACGACAAGGAUUCAACAGAAGAGGACAGCCGUAUUAGCUCGGUAAAUAUGGAACUCGGCUCGUCGGAGGCCAGCUCGUGCGGUCGUUAUACACCCGAAUACGACAUCGACGAUGAUAUGGAAUUAAGGAAGAGUUCACCGGAGUUGGAUCGGCUUAUUGGUGAAACCAGGGACUUGAUCGCAAGGAAAGAGUCAGAAAAGGCCAGGAAGAUUAUCACUGAUGUGUGUGCCAGACUUGAAAAGUCUUACAAAAGUGAUAAAGACCAUCAGUACCUGGACUACAGCUUCUACUUUAAUGAGUGUGCGAAUCUGUACCAUAUGGUUGCUGCUCCCAGUAGUGCAUUGCGGAUGUUCUAUCGAGGUGUUAUCCACAAAGAAAAUGUUGGGAUGCUUGAACAUCUUGCGGUGUCUGAAAUGAUUUGGAAUGAAUUUCUUAAUUCUAAUGUAUCAUUACAGGAGAUUUUAAAAACUGCUUCUGAGAUACAGAUUCUCGCUGACAUCAAGCUAGAGCAAUGUGACAGAAGAACAGUUGGUAUUCCUUGGUGUAUAUACAACGAUCUUUUGAUGGUAUACAACAGGAUGAUAAGGUGUCCUAGUGUUAAGGAAGGAAAACUAAAGGCCCUGUUACAGUGGCUGAAGUGCGGCCUUAUUGAGGGGAGAGUACCUCAGGUUAUAGCAGAAACCUGUAAAAAAGUUAUAAAGGAUUAUCCAGACAACGCUUCAAUCCUUGAAAUAUGGGCCCACGCUCUACACGACAUGGGGAGAUUAGAUCUGGCCCUGAAGAAGACAGAAUCCGCACUUCUUCAUGUGAAGAAUCCAAAGCAGAAAUCGACACUGGAAGCAUUAAUGAAAGAUCUGACUACAGAAGAGAGCCAGCAGAUCAGUAAAACGGAUCAACAUACACCUAUCAUAGCGUGGCUUGAGGGUAGCAAUUUCAUGCAAACUCGUAUUAACAGCCACAGAGUUGAGAAAUUAAGAGAAAACCACGUAAAGAAACCCCAUCGUAGGCCAAAAGCUAGGAAACCAGCCGUGACUUCUUUUGGUGAUUUUGUAAGUUCGAGCGAUGGAGAAAGGAAGAACACAACACGUUCACAUUCAGCAUCGCCAUUCGGUGAUGGGCAUGUGAAGAAGAAACGUCGACGACGUAAUACAGCUGGAUCCGAUAUCUCAUCCACUGGCAAUGGCAAAUGUGUAUCACAUGACCUUGUAGAUGAGGCAGAAUACAUUGCAAGUUUAGGAGAUGGCGACAACCAUUCUUUAGAAAGUGAUGAAGAAUUUGACGUGUCCGAAAUAUUCAGGUCAUGUAUAUUUGAUCUUGAUUUGGGCGAGCCAAAUGAAAGUGACUACUCUGAUGGGGAAUCCAUCAGAAAUGCUGGUGUCGAAACAAUGUUUGAACAAAGUAUUGAUGUCGACACAGAAAAUCCAGAAGAUGGCAUCAGAGAGCAGGAACAGCACCUAAUUAUGUAUGGAGCGGAUCUUUCUCCUAGAUUCAUUGACGAAUGUGUAUUCCGUGAUAAAAUGAACUUCUACACCGAUAGCCUGUCGAUGGACGAGCUCAAUUCUUUAAUGAGAAGUGACCCAGGUCGUUAUAAGAAAUGCACUCUCAAGAUAGAAUCAGCUCACAAGGCGAUCUGUGAGUUAUUACAACCGGAAGGCGAUCUGAAGGAAAUAGAAAUCAGUGGCAGGUCUAAAUGCGGAAAAAACUUUAUGGAAGAUGAAGUUGUCGUUGAAAUUCUCAGCAAUGAAAGCAAAGAGUCCAAUUUCAUUCCACGCUUAAACAAAACACUGAAGCCAACUGGAGCUCAAAAGGCGUUUGGACAAGUUGUUGGUAGGCUACGAAGCCGAUUUCGAGACAUUGAACACCCAGUGUUCGUAUGUGGACUGGAUGAACUUGAAUACCAUUUGAUGCGACCACUCGACAAAACAGUCCCCAAGCUACAUAUAUUUAACAAGCAUGUUGAAAAUGCUUUUCAGGUGGAAGUUUACGACUAUGAUUCAAGUUCCCGUGAAUUGAUAUACAGUGAUAUUGUCAACAUAAAUCCUGCUCAAAAACACAGUUAUGUUUUUCUGGUAGUAUUCAUACGCUGGAAUGCGGUUUAUCCUCUAGGAGCAGUGAUCAAAGUCAUGCGAUCUGAUGGCGGAAUCAACAGUGGCCUGAAAAUACUCGAGCUUCAACAUCAGGUGCCAACAACCUACAACUACAAUACAGUUCAAAGCGUUCAGAGCAUCAUGUGCGAAAUGCCAGAAGAACCUACUCCUAUUCUAAUGGAAAAUCGAGUUGAUCUUUCAGAAUCACUGUCUGUUUUUACAAUCGAUCCCAAGAAUUCGAAAGAUCUUGACGAUGCACUGAGCAUCAAGAGGCUUCCAAACAAUGUAAAAGAAGUCGGAGUUCACAUAGCAGACGUUACCAGCUAUAUAGAUAAAGGGGACGACAUUGACCAAGAAGCUAAGGUAAGGGCAACGACAUUCUAUCCUGGACAAAAUAAACCGCCCUACCACAUGUUGCCUGAACCACUCAGUCAAAACCUUUGUAGCUUACUUCCCAACAAAAAGAGGCUCGCUCUCUCCGUUUUUUUGUACUUCAAAGACGAUGGGGAGUUACUCCGCGAACGUACAAGCAUAAGAAAGACCAUCGUCAAAUCAACGAGACAGUUUUCCUACGAGGACGUACAGGAUAUAAUCCUUGAGCAAACUGUUGACGAUGAAGCGAUUUCCUGUGACAUAAUUGCUUUAUUUAAAAUAGCAAAAUCAUGUCGCUGGAGAAGACUAGGUGACUCGAUGCAUUCAUUUCCAACAGAGGUAGAUUUGCUUAACGAGAGGGAAGGUGAAUCCAUGUUUGAUACACUUGAAGCUCAUUUCCUAGUUGAAGAAUUUAUGAUAUUAGCAAACACGGCUGCAGCGACUUGUGUUUGUUCAAGCUUUAGAGACUCUGCACUCUUAAGAUGUCAGGAUGCUCCACCAACUGAGAAAGUGAAUAAGUGGUUGACAGAUUAUCCCCGGAUUGCCGAUAUUAUUCUGAAACUACAGAACAUCAGGCCAAACCCACAAAGACAGCUGAAGAUUGCUAACGCACCGAAAGCGAGAUAUAGAGUAGUGAUUGAAAUGCAAAAAUGGAUUUGGUCGUGUUUAGAGCAACAUGUCAAAGAAGGUAACUAUAGGGGGGCAUGGAAACUGAUAGGAAGUGACGAAUUCCAUCCUGAGCAGGCAAUUGCUUGGAACGAAUGGAUAAGUUUCCAAGAACAUGCAGAAUACAGGUGUCUCGGGUCAGUAACCAACCGAAGGGAAAGGUGUCAUUUCACACUCAAUAUCUCUCCGUACACACAUUUUACAUCACCGAUUCGGCGAUAUGCAGAUGUUGUUGUCCACCGUCUCGUCCAUGCUGCCCUCAACAAAGAAAAAGUACCUUACACAAAAGACGAAAUAGACGAUAUCUGCUACCAAAUCAAUGAGGUUUCAAGAAGAGCGAAACAAUUCCAGAAGCAAUGCAAAGCUUUGCAUUACGGUCACGUUCUGCGACAUAGCCCUGCUAUGUUCAAUGGCUUCAUAGAAACGGUUUCUGAUAAAAGCAUCCAGCUUCUUAUUCCAGGGAUGCAUGGUCUACCAAAAGCGUGUCGAGAAGUGCCACUUAACCUCCUCGGUGUAUCGAGUAAACCCAAGGUCCAGAAAGACCGGGAUGAUGAUAGACCCUUUGACAUCCUGUCCUUACGCUGGCAAAAACGACUUUACUCCCAUCGAGGCUAUGCUCCCUCAACUAGAGGCAACGAGGAGAUUCGAGUUGACCCACACCAGAAAGCUAUAUUUCAGCAAUAUACACGCUGGACGGAUAUUUUGAAAGCUUUGUUUAGUCGAAACAAAAAGUCACUAAAGAAAGUCUUCGCUCCUUCUGCAGACUAUCAGGAAGGAGAUCAGCUGAGAUCAUAUGUUCCGGCUUGUACAUCAACGGUCGUAGACGUUAGCUCGGAAGUCAGGCAAGGGGCAAUUACAAAGCAUUUUUGUGACUUCACCAUGUCUUUCAACCACGCACAAAUUCUAUCAAUCCAGAUAGGCGCAGAACCACAGAAGGGAGUACUCGUACCAACCCCACAGAUUCUAGAUCUUACAGACAAUGUCAAGUUAUGUUUACAGCAUCCGAGUGAUCCUGUAAAAUACCUGGCAAAGUACGCGACAAGAAAAGCUCAUCCUGAGAACUACAAGUCAAUAGACGAAUAUCUCCAAGUAUGGCUGUCACUCAUACGUAUGGAAGCUGCAACAAUGGCUGGUCAUGAUAACUCAAUCAACGUCAAUGAUCUACCCGUUAAAUUGAAUGAAAAAGACGGGACGUUUUCCUUGACAUUGGAUUUCUGUGAAGACCGAAACAUUGAAUUCAGCAGUAUGUCCAUGGACUUCAUUUUACAUGGAAACGAAGAUGACGAAAACAAUGAUGAAACCAAGUACGUUCCUAGUUCAGACUAUCUCUGUCUGAAGUGCCGUUACGAUGUAGACGACAUCACUUACAGGAAUAUGAAUGGAUCCCCAGGAGGAAAGAGGAUUUGGCUAGCACAUGGACAGGUUGAUAGAAUAAAGAAAAUGAAGAAGAAAGGAAGAGUUGAAGUACACUUUUUGCUUCACCCUUCUAGCGCAAAGUUACCACCACAGAUUCUUAACAGUGAGAAGAAGCCGAAAUGCAGUGUUGAGAUAAUGGCUAAACCAGAAUCCAACAGAAGAACAGAGGCCGCCUUGCUUUGUUUGGACAAGUCAAAUGGUUUGGCACAAGCAAUAGCAUUGGGAUACAAGAUUCCAGCCUUAGACAAGAAUCACUUAGCGCUAGCUAGAAGGAUGGAGGCAGAAGUAGACGUGGUUGGGUUUGCUCGGAACAACCCCAAUCAGUACAAAGCCAUACAAAAGGCCCUUACCAAUAGAUUUACUCUCAUUCAGGGUCCACCAGGCACUGGAAAAACUUUCACAGGGAUCAAACUGUUGUAUCUGUUUACAAAGCUUAACAGAAUAUGGCAUCAAGAAGGAAACCCAUUGAAACAGCUCGUCUUUUGUGGCCCAUCGAACAAGUCUGUGGAUCUCGUUGCAAAAUGGACAAUAAGGAAACUUGGUGAACUUGCACCGAGAAUGGUAAGAAUGUAUGGUUCUUCUCACGAAUGUAUGGAUUUUCCUAUUCCUGGGAAGCUAUACUCUGCUAAAUCUCGCAGAGCUGAAAACCGGCCAGACAAAGAUCUUCAUGAUAUCGCCUUACAUCGUCUGAUUCGGCAGGAAGGGAAACCCCACGCCGAUGAAAUCUUAGACUUCGACAAAUAUUUCCGAGCGUUCCGCGAUUGCUCGUCAAUUGGAGAUAUCGAAGUAGCAAAAGAGUUCAAGGAGAAGCUGAAAGAUUACAAAGCUCUGUUAAGCAAAGCAGAACAAGAAGAACUUCAGCACUAUGAUGUCAUAUUCUGUACAACUGCUAUGACAACGAACCCCAAAUUCAUCCGCGGCACGAAAAACAAAAUUUUCCAAUGCAUCAUUGACGAAAGUGGAAUGUGCACAGAACCAGAAAGUCUGGCUACAAUCAUCACUACCAAAGCGGAACAAGUGGUUCUGAUUGGAGACCACAAACAACUCAGGCCAGUGGUCAUGUGUCAACACGCCGCAAGACUUGGUCUAGAGAGAUCCCUCUUCGAAAGAUUUUCAGACAAAGCUGUUCUUCUAUCAACACAGUAUCGAAUGAAUCCGCGGAUCUGCGAUUUUGUGUCGUCGGAGUUUUACAACAACAAACUUGAAACAGCUCCUUCCUUUGUAUGGAGAGAGGACAAUCCUCUCAGUCUCUGGAAAUAUCGUGAUGUACCGCACAUGUUCUGCCACGUAGAAGGGGAUGAAGAAUAUCUAACUGUGUCAACCGAAGAAGGAAACGAGCAGUCGUGUAGUAAUAAGGAAGAGGUUGAGAAAGUGCUGGCUGUUUUCCGACGAAUUGUGAAGACAGAUGGAAGGGAUCCGCGGUAUAUCAACAUUAUAUCACAGUACAACGCCCAGUGUCACGCCAUUAAGAAAGCAUUAUUGGAUAAUGGCUAUAUCAACUGUAAUGUAAAUACAGUCGUGUCGAGUCAAGGUGGAGAAUGGGACUACGUCAUUUUCAGCACCACCCGCUCACUACCGGAUUACAAGAUCGAACACAAACCAACCCUCGGAUGGUGUAAACAGAAUCUGGGCUUCAUUACUGACGAACACCAGAUUAAUGUGGCCCUGUCCAGAGCCCGUAAAGGCCUCAUCAUUAUUGGAAACCAGAACCUGUUGAAAUGUGACAAAGUGUGGGAACGGCUUCUCGAUCACUAUAGAAAAAGAGGAUGUGUUGUAGACGCCAGUGAAUUUCCACCUCGUUUCAAGACCAGAAACAAGAGGAAGGGUGCCAGGAAUGCCUCACGACAGACAUCGGAGGAGUUCUAUAACAACCAUGAGCUAGAGUAAUCAUAUCGGAGGCCCCAUCAAGUCUCUUGUUUGACGGGAACACGCCGAUCUCUGUACAGAUGUCAUACUCUCAUUUGGCUUUAAUGACUAUCUCUAUGAAACGGAAAGUUACAGUCUGUUGUUGCUCUGAAAGACAUGCAUAUAAAACUUCAGAGCGUAAACUAUCGACCCGGAACAGUUCAUGCUUAUUUAUGUAUGUAAACUUCAUAUACACAUAGUAAUGUGUUGCGUUAUACACAUAGUAAUGUGUAGUUUAUCUCGGUCUUGCUACAAAGGAAUUUAUGUGACAUGAAAUCAUAUUUUACCGCUACAAUGUUCAUUCUGCUGUGAUAUAAUGUAUAUACAUGUAUAUAUAAUUGACAUCUUAUACAAUUUCUUAACUCACAUGAUUUGACUACAUUAUGAACAUCAUGUUUUAUUGUGUAUAUGAUAGGUUCACAGGGUAGGCUAUGGCGAAAUGCCAGUGUUUGAUACAUGGAAUUUUAAUUGUUGUCUGUUCUCUUGUAGAUAUCUCAUUUUUACAUCAUUAGUUGUGUAAAUGUUUACAGUUGGAUUGUUUUAUUGUAUAAUCAGGUGUCUAUCUAAUCUAAUGUUAACCGUUUGUUUGUCGUAGUGGUAGGAGAGGAACGUGUGUCAUGAGCCUAUCGUCCGAUCGGUGUCGCUAGACACAUACAAAAGUAAUACUAUUUAAUGCACUUUUGUUUUAGAUUUCAAUAGGAGUAUUAUAAUAAAUGACGGAUAUACAAUCAAUGUUUACCCCAUCACUCUGCAAGUUUUCAUUUAGAUUAUCUCGAUGUUUGUGUAAUGUAAUAUAGUUAAAGACAUAUAUACUGUAUGUAUGUUGUAUACUAAAAUAUUAUAAAGAGCAUUGAUAAGUUUUUGUAAGAAUACUUAUUUACACAAUCAAUGUAUAUUAUGAGAGAAAUGUGUACUUUAUUGUAAUGAUAUAUAUGCACAUUAACUUUGUAUACCGAUACUGCAUGCACUGUGCUAGAUUUUAAUAAGAAUAUCAUGUACAGAAAAACAGUUAAGGCGUUUUAGAUAGUAUUGAUAUGUUCCUGUAAUUAUAACUAUCACUAAUACCAUGAUGUACUUUGUGGAUCAUCAAUGCAUCAGAUUCAAAUAAUAGUAUAUGUACCUAUGAUUUUGUAAUAAUACCUACAUAUUGCUCUUAGCUGACAUACGCCAUUAAUGUGUUAAUUUUCAUUAAUAGUAUGCACUAUAUAUGAUUUAGUUAACUACGUAUUGUAACUGUAUACUGAAGUAUUUUAUUAAAUUAGAGUAUAUAUGUUUUUAAUGAUCUGUCUACUGUAUUUUGUGAUUAUAGUUAUCUAUGUAAUAUGUGCAAAAAAUGAUUUCUUGUAGAAUGUUUCUGGUAUUAAGCUCGGAAUAUGGCGAUAUUUUUUGUUGGAGCUUAAUUUAGUUUUUUACCUGCCCUUCAACGUAGUCAUCAGAGAGAAACAAAUUGGUAAAUGUGCUUAACAUUCGUCACGUCUUCUAUUCAUUAAUUAUGUAAUAAUCCAAUUUGAUGUCUGAGGAAUUCAACUUAGCGCGUAAUAAGUUUGAACUGAAAUAGUUAUAAGAAAAAUGAUAAUAAAUAUAUAUAUAUAUGUCAACUGAAUAUAUUUCAUCUAUUUUAACAAACGUUUUUGCUGUCAGUAAAAAAGAAGUUAGGGCAAUCAAAAUAGAAAUAGAAAAAAAUAUCCCCAGUAUCACAUGAUCAUUUAACUUAGUUAGACGUGGAUUAUAAUUUUGUUAAGUAUGUAGAAUUACUCGAUUAAAAUCGUUUACUGGUAUGUACUCUCAUCAACUCGAAAACUAUUAAGCUAGUUUUGUUUCGAAAAUGUAUUGUCAACUGAAUCGUAAUAAGUAAUAAAUAAUAACAAAGUUGUAUUGAUAUAUCGAAAACAAUGUUUUAUAAACUAACCUAUUAUCAUGCCAUGGCGAGGACGUCUUUAUCUCCGUCCACAAUUUAUUUCAUUUUCGAUAUAUUAGUGGAACUAUUUUCAACAUUUUAUUCAUGUUUGUGUAGUAUGUAUGAAUGUAUUUAUCUUUUUACUACAUGAUGAUGUUUUAAUAGUACUUUUGAUGUAACACGUAAUGUUGUAACUAUCAUGUCUGUAGUUUGGUUUUGAAUUGAACAUGGCUCAUCAGUAGAUCUUUUUCUGGAUGUUACCAAUCAGUGUAUAUAAUUAAUACAUAGAAUGUCAUUUUCAUCAGGCGAUAUUGUGGACCGCUGGAAACAAUCAUAUUUAGAUUAUUACUGUAAACGUGGGAAUUCACACGAGGGGAAAUUUAAGUAUUUCGGUCGCGAAAAUUCCCUAAUGCGUAUUAUCUCGUGAUGUAUGUGGUAUUUAUGGAAAAGGUGCAAAGAUCAGUUCAAGGGAAUAACCCCCAACGUGUAUGAUUUAUCUUUUGAAAUCGCAAAAUUCAAUCAUUGCAGAAAUAACUGCGUAUACAAUAUACAAAUAAUUGGUAGCUACAGACAGAUUAAUCAAAGUACAAUCAAUUGGUAGCUAUAUAUAGAUUAUCUAUCAUCACAUGUUUACCACAAAUAUAUAGUGAUUAUUUAAACAAGGUAACAUAUUUUUUGUUAUACAUAGAAUAGAUGUAAACCCUUGUUAUUCUCAGGAGAUCUUGAUCUAACCGGCUUUACCAUAAUUAAUGUUUCCUCUUAAAACUUUAUCCAAUCAGAAUAUUUUGUACACAAGACACGCAUAACAUUUACACCAGCCAUUAUGUUUACAUAGUUUAUUUACAAUGUAAGCUAUAAAGGAUUUUUUUCUAUUGAUAAUCUGAGCGCAGCUGAAACUAUUUCAUUAAUUUUAUAUAUUAUCAUUUAGAUGCAACUUAAAUAACAGUCACGUUGGCCUGAACGAUUUGAUAUACAUAUACUAUUUAUGUGGCGCGGUGCCUUAUCUAAAAAUCAUCCAAUCAAUUAAACUCACGUUUAAAAAGGAUAUUUCGAACAGACAUCAUGCAAUGUAUAUAGGCAUGCAAGCCACCAGAUCAGUUUUAAAAGUGUUCUUUUUCACAGACGGUUGGUUGCAAUAGGUGAAUCAAACAAAUUUAAGAAGUAGUACAUAGUCUUCUGGGGUUUGACUUUAAUGUUGUCUCACUUUGAUGAUGGUAAAUGUUGAUCAAACUUUUGAUGUAUUCAUAUCAACUCAUUAUUUUAUAAAAUCGAUAAAGUUUCACAAUAUGGAGAAUUCUCCAUGCUUCAAUUUUGUUUAUUGACAAUUUAUUUCAUUUUUUCACAAAUGUUCAGCAUUCAUCAUUAUCAAUUUUCCCUAUUACCAUAUCAGAAAUAUUCUCCAUUUAACUUGGCAAAAUCCAUCGUUGUUUCUUCUGUUUCACACCGGUAUUAUCAGUUCAUUACAUAUGAUUAUAAGGUCUGUAAGCAGUACACAUGCAGUUGUUUCUGUCUCAACUCAUUUUAAUAACAUAUGCUUUGCAAACGCACAUAAUACAAUAGUGUAAACAGUUAAACGAGUAUCAAUAUAACAUAUUUGUUUGACGUCUGCUUACUUAUCACAAAUUGCAUAUUUUAUAAUGUCAUCAAUUUUAUUAUAAAUACAUGUACAAAGCCUAUUAUGUUUGUCGCAAAGUUGUUCUCAAUUAUAUCAUUCCUGACAUGAAAAAUCGUUUUUGCUUAACAAUUCACUUUUAAAUUUGUACUUUUACCAAAUGACGUGUACAUUGAAUGAUAUAGACGUCAUUUAUUUUGUUUUUGAUUGCAUAUUCUGUAAUUGAUACAGACGUCAUUUAUUUUGUUUUUUGAUGAAUAUUCUGUAAUUGAUAUAGACGUCAUUUAUUUUGUUUUUUGAUGAAUAUUCUGUAAUUGAUAUAGAGAUCAUUUAUUUGGUCUAUAAUUGGCUAUUCUGUAUGCCGUGGUCGGGCGUCCGUCAUCCUUCUGUUAAAUUGUCUUUUUAAUCAUUUUUUAGUAAACAGUGAAAUUUAGCAUCACUUUAAUUAUUUGCAUACGUGGCCUAAUGUAUUACUGUGAUAUUGAUGUAUUAUUCUAUUAUUGAUAGACAAAAAGGCUAUGAAAAAUUAAUACGCCAACUGCAAAGAAAAACAUCCAUGUAUGCAUAUUACUGUUGUUUCUAAGGGAUAAGAAAAUAUGGUAUGUUACUGAUUAAAUAUAUAGGACUCGAAACUAUUUUUUUAAUUACUACGAACUCAAAACAGUUCAUGUACACAUAAAAAUACAUUCAAUACAUUUUUUAAUUGUAUGAAUGUAAUAACAUGCAAGAUAUUGUGUAUUUUUGGAUAUUUCCAAGGGGAAGUAAUCGAGAAACCGUCUUUAGAAACACCAGCUUAAUUAAUUUUUGCAUGACCGGUCAAUUGAUGUAAAUAUUUCGAGUCACGUUGUACUAUUUUAGCCUAUCACGAAUCGUGCAUAAUAUGUUAUCAUGAUAUUUCAUUUGUGAAUUGAAAUAUUUUAAUUUUUUUGUUUAUAAAAGCCAUCUACUGAAUAUAGUCUAACUACAUAAUUAUGUAUAUGCCAGUGUUAUUUUUAUAUCAUUAUAUCAUCUACUAGACUACAGAUUAGAUAUUAGAAAGUCACACAAUCUUGGUAUUAACUAGACAACAUUUUAGAGAUUAGAAAAUUACACAAUCCUGGUAAUAAUAAGACCACACAUUAUACAUUAGAAAGUUACAUCAUCUUGGUAUUUAUUAGUCCAUACAUCAUACAUUAGAAAGUUACACAAUCCUAGUAAUAACUAACCCACACAUUAGACAUUAGAAAGUUAAAUAAUCCUGGUAUUAACUAGACCACACAUUAGACUUUAGAUAUUUACACAACCUUGAUAAUAACUACACCAAUCAUUAGACAUUAGAAAGUUGCACAAUCCUGGUAUUAACUAUACCACACAUUUUGACACUAGAAAGUUACACAAUCCUGGUAUUAACUACACCACACAUUAGACAUUAGAAAGUUAAAUUAUCCUUGUAAUAACACAUUAAGACACCAUCAACUACACCUAUUAUUUCUUAUACUUAUCACACUUGUAGGCCCGAGCAGAAUCGCACGAGGGAUCUUGCGAUGGAAGGAUAUUGGAGUACCCUUAUUAUCUAUGUAUAUAAGUGUCCGUUUAGUGUGAACAACAAUAAUAAAAUACACUAUUAAUAUCAACUACUUUUACCAUUAAUUGCAAAUAGUGCGAAAUAACUAGAACGGUACUUUCGAUUUACUUUCAGUCAGGGGAAUUCUUUUCACUCCAAUUUUAAGUGCAGAAUAUUAUAAAAAUGUUCAUGUCCCUUGGUUUAACAAAGACACGAGUAAAUACCACUACAUGAUAUAUACGUAUAAAGUACUGGAGCAUAAUAACUAUAAACACCAUCAUACAACGUCUUUGCCCAUACACGGCACUGAAGCUAGGGACCAAAUGUGUGUAAAUCCAGAAAGAGGGUGGGGGUUGCCCGGGGGUCGGGGCAGAGACCGUUCCAAAACGAAUGUUCGAUGUUUGUUAUGGAACUGAAGUUAAGGUCCAAUUUUGUCUACAUUUACGAUUUUCUCGUCCUUGUUGAUCUCAUUUCACGUACAUGUUAGAAAUUUGUGUUUGAUUUUUAUAUGACAAUAACAGUUCUCAUAAUGAAUGUUAAUUGUAUGCAGUAUGUCAUGUAAAUAAAAUUAUUUGUAAAAAGUA